Messenger RNA from Besnoitia besnoiti, 5556 nucleotides. RefSeq lists its product as uncharacterized. The record is from RefSeq and is a predicted model, not a curated record. The transcript is spliced from 3 exons. NCBI's taxonomy places the organism in Eukaryota, Apicomplexa, Conoidasida, Eucoccidiorida, Sarcocystidae. Bases 1 to 5556 code for a protein of 1851 amino acids. Gene Ontology annotation, molecular function: metal ion binding.
AUGGCAAAGAAGAAGAAGGCGAGCCCCGCGCGGCGGGACGUGAGCGCUGCGGGCGGCGCUCUGCUGCCGGCAUCUGCGGCGGCGAAAACGCGCGUUUUCCUGCGCGAGCGCGUCGAGCCGGCCGCGCCGCGCCGCAUCGUCGUCGCGGACCCGCCAGCCCACGAGGAGGCCGCGCCCGCCGCGGCCUCUGAGACUGCGGAGACGCGGAAGGCGCGGCUGCUGGGAAUGUCGCUGGACGCGGUCAUUCGCGCGGAGGAGAGUGCGCUUCGCGCCGAGAAGAAGGCUUCGCGCGCCGGCGCGCGGCCUCAACUGAAAAACGAGACGCCGCGGCUGGUGACACGGCUGCCCGGACCCGUUGCGGGCGCCGCACCCGCGGUGCUGCGCCCCGCGCAGGCCCGAAGCGUCUCCCUGAAGCCCGCAGUCCCAGUCCCUUCUGCACCGGCUGCUGUCUCCGCGGCCUCCGCGGCCGCCGUGGACGGGGGUCUGGGGGCCGCCUCCAGCAGCGGGCGCAGCGUGCUGCGCGCCGAGGGCGGGGUGGGCGCGGGGCGCCUAUUUCGCCAGGCGAUGGUCGGGCGCGGCGCGAAAGGGGCGAGUGUCUCCUGGGACCGUAGCGAGGGGCCUGCGGUGGCAGUCCGCCUCGUCGCCGCCCAGACGGCGGGACCGGCGGACGAGUUGUCGGAGCGCGAGGAGGGCGAGGCGGAGGAGAGUUGCGCCAGACAGAAGGACGGAGCAGCUGCAGAAGCGCAGGCGCCGUGCGUCGCGGCGUUGUGUCGCGGGGAGGCGCCGGGUGGCUCCCGCGCGAGCUCGAAGAGAACGAGCGUUGAGGAGGGGUUGAUUUGCGAAGACGAUGAGGACGGCACGGACCGCAAGCGGCCCCCCUACUCUUCGCGGAAGCCUGAGGGCACUGGGGCCUCGCGCCUCCUCAACGGGACCGGCGUGCAGCUCAUCGCCGCCGCGAGCCACAACCGGGCGCGCCUCUCCAGCCGCACUCCCCUGGGCGUCCGCCUCUCACCCGCAGCGACCGGCUCGCCCACGCCGCGCGUGAAGCUCAUUGGGCGCGAUGAGGCCGGCGGCUCGAGGCUGACUGGAGACGACGAGAUAGACGCCGAGAGGGGGGAGGACGCGGCCGCAGCGGAAGGGGGUGAUGAGGAGACGCCCUCCUCGCUGGACGCCGGCGGAGUCCCUCGGAAGGUCGUUCUCGCGGGGGACGGAUUCGGAGCCGCGGGCGAGAGGGGGCUGCAGGCCCGCCGGAGGGCCGCAGCGGGGGGCGCGGACGCGACGGCGGCACCCGAGGGCGAAGUGGGCGCGGAAGAUGGCGCGGCUCGACUCACAGCCGCCAGGCGCAACGCGGGGCUCUCGGCCUCGCGCCCAGUGUCCGUGGGCGCGAGAGGACUGGCGGAAGUCUGCGUGCAGAAGCCGGCGCCGGUAAAGAGCGGAGAGAAGAAGGGCAAGAACAAGCCCACGCGAGGCGACGAGAGGCGUGCGGCUCGCGCGUGCCUGCAGGCGGCCGCGAAGGCCGCCGCGGCGUCGUCUUCGGCGCUGCGAGUGUCUUCAUCUCGCGCGGUUGUCGUGGACCGCGAGGCGGCCCAGGGCGACAGAGCCCUUUGUGCGUCUCCGAAACCCGCGGCUGGAAGGCGUGCAGGAGCCGGGGCGUCGAUCGGCCGCGGCGACGACGAGGCCUCCUCUGCGACCCCGGGCUCGGGCUCGCCACCCGCUCGCCUCGCCGAAAAGGAGACGGAGGGCGCGAGGAGGUCUGCGUCUCCACCUCCGCCGGAGGAGGACGCCCGCCACCGCGGCGGCCGCGCGUCGGCGGGGGGCGGCCUUCGCGGGAGGGGCGCCUCCAGCGCAGUUGGUCGGGGAGACAGGCGCGCGAGAGAGGAGGAUUCUGAGAGAGACACUUUCGCGAGGGCAGAGCGGAAAGGCGCGGAGACAGAUGCGUGGGGGGUUUCUCGGGGCAGGUGCGACGGCCCGAAAGUCCUUGGGGGCCGCGCCGGCAACCCAAUCCUCGUUCUGCCGCCGCCGACCUCAGCGGGGACUGGAGACCGACGCGACGGCGGCUGGAGCGGCGAGGACGCUGCGCGCCGCGUGAUGCGGCGAGACGACUCGCGCGAAGAGCGAGGAGAGGGAGCUCGGGGCGUGUUGCAGUCUGAACGCCUCGCUCGAGACUGCCGUGGCCGAAGACUGGACGGAAGUCUCUCGAGGCAGGGCCCCGAAGAGCCCGCAGGCCGCGCCUCCACGGCGGGGGAAAAGGCCCUUCUGAGGGGGCGCGCGGGCCGCAACAGGGACCUCUCGCCCUCCGCACGCAGCUCCGCCUCGCACCGUGACCGUGAGCAGGCCUGGUCGGCGCGAACCCAGGACGCCGCUCGGUCUCCUUCGCUGUCGCGCCCGCGAAGCGGCCGCGACUGCAGAGCAGGAGGCGCGUCGAGGUCGCCGUCUGCGCGAGGAGACCGACGCCAGGGCUUUUCUGUGAGGGACGCUGAAGGCCGAAGACGAGACCGAGCCGACGACCUUUCGAGGUCGCCGGGGCCGCUGGAAGGAAAGAGCCGCCGCCGGGCAGGGACGAGGAGCCCGAGAAGGGACAGUCGCAGCAGGAGCCUAGAGAGGGCGAGGCCAGUGGCGCCUGGGACGUGGGGCGCGCAGAGACAGACGACGCGCCGGGGCGCCUCGUGGGAGGACAGAGAGAGACAGCGCUCGGUCUCUCCUUCUCCGCAGAGGCGCCGCGGAGACGCGACCACUGUGCGCGGCGCCCCACAAGAGGGUGGGCGAGCCGCGGCCGCGGAGGGCUCGGCGCGGGGCGGCAAAGGAGCUGCGCAGGGCCUUCCCGAGGAGAGGGAAGGCGAGAGAGUCGACCUCGAGAGCGGCGAGCGGCGAGAGGCCAAAGACGGAGAAGGGGAGGCGUCCUUUUCUUCUGCACGCAUCGUGAUCUUGUCGGGGACUCAAGAGCGAGGCGCGUCGGGCCGCGGAGACGGAGCUGUCAGAGAUGCUGCGAAGAAGAGGCAACGCAGCCGGUCGGGCUCACGAGAAGACAGAGCGAGACGCGCAAGUCUAGACGCCGCGAUUGCGCCUCAGAACCGAAGUUCGUCACGAGGACCAGAGGGACGAGCCCCGUCUCCUCAGGCGAAGCGUCUCCGUAGAACAGAUGAACCGCUGGGAGACCCGCGCGCCCGCUCUCCACUGCCAGCCUCCACCGACCCCGUGAAACGCGACGGCGAGCGGCGCGGAGUGAGGAGUCGCAGCUCGUCGCUGGAGCAGCACUGCGCCCGGCAAGGCCCGCCUGCGAAGAACGUUGGCGGACAGCGAGGCGGCGCGGCCCGGGGGCCUGGGACGACUGGUCCGCUACCGCACCCGGGCGCCCGGCGCCGCGGGUCGUCCCACGGCGGAGCGGACAGGGACCGACGGAGCAUGAGUCGACGCGGGCGAUCCGUCUCCGAGCACGUUUCUCGAGGGCCUUCGCCUCGAAAACGGGGCCGACAGGCGAGCCCGCUCCGAGGCCGGGAUGAUCGCUUCUUGCGGCGCGGGAGCCGCAGCCGCAGCUGGUCGACCGGCGGGCCUGGUCGAGCCCAGCGCGGCGGGGACACCCGCGCCGCGCCAGGAGGCCGCGGCGCGUCGCUGUCGCUGCGGAGGGGCGGUGGCGUACCCCUUUCGGCGAAGCGAGUAGACCGAGGACGCAGUGUCUCCGCGUCGACGCACUCACCACGAGGCCGGGGCGGGCGGUCCCCCCACUCGCUGUCGCCGCGCGCGGGCGCGCCUGCGGGACGCAAAUGGAGCCACGGUCGGAGCUACGAGAGUCGACGGUGGGACUCGCGCGACUUCGGCCGGAGCAGGAGCGCGACGCCGGACUCGAGGCGAGGCCCUUCCAGCCGCAGCUGGAGUGGAUCGCGGAGCCCAAGCGAGGACCGAAGAAGGGGACCCUAUCGCCGCGGUCGCGACAGAGCGAGAGGAGCGUAUCACUCCUCUUCCUCGUACUCGCUAUCGCCUUCGCCGCGUCGUGGCCUGCGCACAGCGUACUCGAGCCGCUCGUCGUCUCCACCCGGAGCCCGCGAUCGCCUGCGAGGCCGCCAUGGAGACUCGUCGCCGUCGCCCGUCGCCAAGGGUCGCGGCUACCGCCGGAGUUAUUCGCCGCGCCUCGAAGAGGCCCGCGCAGGGCCGCGAGGCCGCGGCGUCGACGGGCGCGGAUACGAGCCAAGGAGACCAGGCAACCAGGACCCGCCCAGCACGGCGGGCCGUCGGCUGCCAGGUUCGAUGGGCCCGCAGCCUGACGGGGACCGGAGACACGAGGGGCCGCCGCGGUACGACGCGCCGGGCGAGGCCGCGGUCGGGAGCGUGCCGGUGGUGUUGCGGACGCGUCGGCAGCGCGAGGAGUCCCAGGAGGAGCGGCCGAUGAUGAAAACCGCGCGGCAUCCGUACGCGGGUCCGGUCGUGCUGACACCGCCGACCUCGUCUCGCCACUCCGGACCCGCGCACCCGGUCGUCUACCGCCCGCACGGGCCCGCUGGAGCCCAACCGGAGCGCCGCGGGUCGACUGGCCCGAGCCGCAGAGACGGACGAGACGUGGAUGGAGACAGACCCUACGGCCUGGGUGGUCACGCGUCCGGCUCUUCGCAGGACGACCCGCGCAUGGGUCCGGCCGCGCGGUGCUACGACGACCCCCGCCGCGGUCCCCCCGUCGGGGGGGGCCGCGGCGAGCCGGAGCUGGACCUGAGGAGACAGGCGGCUGGCGACGGCGCGCGGGGCGCUCGGCUCGACCGGGCGGGAGACAGCCUCGCGGGUCACGGGCGCAGCGCCCAGCCCACGAUGCCGGGUCCAGACGACUCGCCGCCGCGUGCGUGCCGCGAGUACGUCCUCGGCCGCAGGUGCCCCGCGGGCGGCGGCGCGAAGUGCCCCUUCCUGCAUCCCGCGCAGAGAGACUUUUUCAAGUUCGAUCAACACUCGCUGCGGCUGAAGCAGACGUACAUGCACGAGGCUGCAGCGCUCGGCUGGACGCCCUCGCGGCGCCACGGAGGCGCGCGCGCGCCCGACGGCGACCGCGGGCGCGUGGAGCCCAAGGGGCCGGCGGGCGCCCGGAGAUUGGAUCCCCGCGGCCAGGAGCCCGACAGCCGGAGGAGGCAUUCCGGGACGGACGAGGGCAGAACCCGCGAGGAGGAGGGCCGCAGAGACAGGAGAGCGGCCGAAAGCGCGCGCGAGAAGAAGACCGGCGGCGUAGAUCAGACUGAGCAACAGCGCAGAACCGGCGACGAGCGAGUGACUGAGGAGAAGGCUGGAGGCGGAGACGACAACGAGGAGGCGCGGAGGGAGCCAGUGCAGCGCUCAGCUUCGCAGCAGAGGGCGCUGGACGGUUACUUCAAAAAACAGACUGCGGAGUUCCUCAACGCCGAGUCCUACAUGGAGGGCUGGUGCAAGAAAGAGCUCAUUGAGUACUUCUACGACGAAUAUCUGAGCCAAAACAUGACGAAGGAGGAUGCGCUUGCGUCGGCGACAGCGUACGUCGAGCGCCCCGAGGAGUACGGCCUGCGCAGAACCUCUGCGGAGGGUGGGCGAGAGUCUGCCUCGUCGUAG